Molecule: messenger RNA, 1701 nt
Organism: Pediculus humanus corporis (human body louse)
Lineage: Eukaryota; Metazoa; Arthropoda; Insecta; Psocodea; Pediculidae
Product: cytochrome P450, putative
Exons: 9
Coding region: 1-1701 (566 amino acids)
Molecular function (GO): monooxygenase activity; oxidoreductase activity, acting on paired donors, with incorporation or reduction of molecular oxygen; heme binding
Source: RefSeq, a predicted model, not a curated record
AUGACAAGUACUGUGAUAUCACCCGAAACGCCGGUAGGCUAUUCGGCAUCGUUUAUUUUUUAUUCAUUGGUCGUAUCGACUUUGGUACUCUGGUAUGCGUAUUUUAAAAUAAGCAGAAGACGCAUGUACGAAUUAGCGGAAAAAUUACCCGGUCCACCAGGUAUUCCGCUUUUUGGAAACGCUUUUGAAUUCAUCGGUGAAGCUCCGGCCAUUUUUAAACAUGUUUACAGUCACAGUAACACUUUUACGGACGUUUGUAAAUUUUGGAUCGGUUCAAAACUUGUCGUUUUCUUGAUCAAUCCGAAAGAUAUCGAGUUGAUUUUGGGAAGCAACGUUCACAUCGACAAAGCAUCAGAAUAUAAAUUUUUUAAACCUUGGCUCGGUAACGGUCUUUUAAUAUCUACUGGAUCCCAUUGGAGAUCCCACAGGAAAUUAAUCGCACCAACUUUUCACUUGAACGUAUUGAAAUCUUUCAUUACUUUGUUCAAUCAAAAUUCGAGAGCCGUUUGUGAUAAAAUGAAUUCUUUAAAUGGUAAAGAAUUUGAUUGUCAUGAUUACAUGAGUGAAGCUACCGUUGAAAUUUUAUUAGAAACUGCUAUGGGAGUCAAUAAGAAAACACAAGAUAAAAGCGGAUACGAAUAUGCCAUGGCCGUUAUGAAAAUGUGCAACAUUUUACAUCUUCGUCACAGAAAAUUCUGGCUUAAACCCGAUGUUAUUUUCAACAUGACAAAAUAUAAAAAAGAACAAGAAUCUCUUUUGGACAUCAUUCACAGUUUGACCAAAAAGGUUAUCAAAAAGAAGAAAGAAGAAUGGAAUUCUGGAAUAAAGAAAACAUUGGCAUCCGUUUCCGAUAUGGAACAAACAACCGAACAAUUUAAAGGUAAAUCAUCUGAAGUUGCUGCUUCUGCACAUUCUUACGGUCAAUCUGCCGGUUUGAAAGAUGAUUUGGACGUCGAUGACAACGAUGUCGGUGAAAAGAAAAGAAUGGCAUUUUUGGAUUUGAUGAUCGAAUCAGCUCAAAGUGGUGUCGUCAUGAAUGAUAAUGAUAUUAAAGAAGAAGUUGAUACCAUCAUGUUUGAAGGUCACGACACGACUGCUGCCGGAAGUAGUUUCUUCUUAUCAUUGAUGGGUCUUCAUCAAGAUAUACAAGAAAAAAUUGUUGAAGAAUUAAAUGAAAUUUUUGGAGAUUCCGACAGACCUGCAACUUUCCAAGACACUCUUGAAAUGAAAUAUUUAGAAAGAUGUAUUAUGGAAACAUUAAGAAUGUACCCACCAGUCCCAUUGAUCGCUAGACAAAUCAACGAAGAUCUUAAACUCGAAUCUGGAGAUUACACAAUUCCAGCCGGUACUACCGUCGUCGUAGCCACAUACAGACUUCACAGAGAUGCCAACAUUUAUCCAAACCCAGAAAAAUUUGAUCCGGAUAAUUUCUUGCCGGAAAAAUCAGCUAACAGACAUUACUACGCAUUUAUACCUUUCUCAGCUGGUCCGAGAAGUUGCGUAGGACGAAAAUACGCCAUGUUGAAAUUAAAAAUCCUCCUUUCGACAAUUCUUCGUAAAUUUAGAGUUCAUUCCAACAUUGCCGAAAAGGAUUAUCAACUUCAAGCUGAUAUUAUCCUUAAGAGAGCCGAAGGAUUUAAAAUUCGUCUUGAACCGAGAAACAAACCUUUUGCUGCUGCUGCUGCUGCUGCUGUAGCUUAA